Molecule: messenger RNA, 1373 nt
Organism: Mus caroli (Ryukyu mouse)
Lineage: Eukaryota; Metazoa; Chordata; Mammalia; Rodentia; Muridae
Gene: Rnf212b
Product: ring finger protein 212B
Biological process (GO): protein sumoylation; reciprocal meiotic recombination; homologous chromosome pairing at meiosis
Cellular component (GO): synaptonemal complex
Molecular function (GO): SUMO transferase activity
Source: RefSeq, a predicted model, not a curated record
GGGAGGAAGUGAGGGGACAUGGAGGAAGGUGAAUUGUCUCUGGUCUUUUUUUAACAAGCUUAGGAAAGCACCCCGGGACAUUUGAUGGAUUCAUUAUUAAGCAAAUCCAAUUUGAAGACUUCUGCUAACAUCAAGGGACAAAACUUUUCUGCUUCUCAAAUACAGGGUCUCCCUAAGUAACCCUGGCUGGCCUGGGACUGAUCAUGUAGACCAAGUUGACGGGAUACUCACAGAGCCCUGCUGGGGUUGAAGGAAUGUGCCACCAAGCCCAGAGGGAUGCUGGAGAGAUGAUGCUGGCCUGGGUCUGCUUCUGCCCUCAUCUGGCUGGACAGGAGGGAAAGAAGCUUACCAUGCAGGUAACAAGGGGCUGCUUCGAAGACCUCCUGGACUUGUCAGGCCACCGUAGGACCCACCUGUCUGUCGAGGGACUCAGCCUGGCUGCUUCUGCGGCUGCGCAGAAUGGAUUGGUUUCAUUGCAACCAGUGUUUCCGAAAAGAUGGGGCCCAUUUCUUUGUCACCAGCUGUGGCCAUAUUUUCUGUAAAAAGUGUAUGACUCUGGAAAAAUGUGCUGUUUGUGGAAAUCUUUGCAAGCAUCUGGCUCUUUCUGAUAAUCUAAAGCCUCAAGAAAAGAAGUUCUUCAAAAGCCCUGUAGAGACAACUUUGCAGUGCUUUAGUCACAUCUCUCAGGUGUGGUGCUUCCAGAAGAAACAAACAGACCUUCUUAUGGCCUUUUAUAAGGACAGAGUUACAAAGUUAGAAGCAGCUGUGAAGGAGGCCCAGGAAAUGGCGGCCAGCCAGAACAAAGAGCUAUCAGCCUUAAGAAAGGAGAAUGGAGAACUGAAGAAAAUUCUAGACAUCCUAAAGGCAUCUCCAAGCUGCUACUAUGGAAGCAGGUUAACCACACCUCGACCCGUGGGUAUUACUUCCCCAUCACAGUCAGUUGCUCCACGACCCAGUUCCCAGCAUAGCAGCCAAGUAGUCAGUCGCUCUUCUUCUAUGGAGUCCAUCCCUUACACGGUGGCUGGCCUGGGUCACGUGGAACAGGGAAGCAGAGGUCUGCAUGUGAGGAGCACUCCCGGAGACUCUUACAUUGAAACCCCUUCUCCAGCUUCAACUCAUAGCCUCUCUUAUAGACCUUCGUCUGCCUCCUCUGGACAGGGGGUUUCUUUUAGGCCAUUCUUCAGUGGGGAUUCAGGCCACACAAGAGUCCUCACUCCCAACAAUUCUGGUCAGAGGGAAAGCAGAACCACACCAGAGAGUCUUCCUGGUUUCCAACUUCCAGUCCUACAGACGUUCUACCAACAGAGGCAGAUGGGACUAGCCAGGAAAGACGGAUGGAACAUUUCCAGAUAGAAAUCCCUCUUCCAGGUCUG